Molecule: messenger RNA, 2243 nt
Organism: Acanthochromis polyacanthus (spiny chromis)
Lineage: Eukaryota; Metazoa; Chordata; Actinopteri; Pomacentridae
Gene: cryba1l1
Product: crystallin, beta A1, like 1
Exons: 6
Coding region: 1119-1745 (208 amino acids)
Biological process (GO): visual perception; lens development in camera-type eye
Molecular function (GO): structural constituent of eye lens
Source: RefSeq, a predicted model, not a curated record
AAUAAACCUGCUGAGGUCAGAGACAGGAGACAAAAGAAACCCCACAUCAUCACAGAGGGACGGGCAGAGGGGAUGGGCAGAGGCAGGGGAGGACUGACAGAAACUGGCAAACUGACUGACCAAUUAAAAGUAAUUUACGUGACUUAAACUAUAGAUUUAAUUUUUUAUAUGUCAGAUUGUUAUUUUCCUGCUGCUGUUUCCAUUCAUUUAUUUUAAAAUAUCAAAAGAGGCUUUGACUGCAUUCACACAUGACAAUUUAUGUUGGGUAACAGAGUAUAUAGUGUCUGUAAGUAGGUCUGAAUAGCAUCAGUAGCCAAUAUGGUGAUAAAUGACUGAUUGAUGAUUGUCCUGUAUACACUAACCCUUGUCAGAAAGCUUUGGUUAGUGCCAAAUACAAACGAUGCAUUCAUUCAUGUCAGGCAGCUCCAGAUGUGGGGCCACACACCACUGAGUUUAUUUUUGGUAUUCUAGCUUCAACAUUACAGAUGGAAACUGUGUAAAUGGGAUAAACUGGCUGUAAUUAUAUUUUGUCUGUCUAAUGAGUGAAAAUCAGGGACUUUAAAACACAGUGUUUUUGCUGAGCUGUACACCUGCACAGGUGCACCUUCUAACACCAACACCAUCUGGUGACAAUGUUUAUAUAUAAAAUCAUAUUUCUACUGCCCCUCUCACGUUUCUAUACAUUGCUUCCUAAAGCACCCUCUUCCAUCCUGCUGUGUGCCUCUCUGCUGCGCCGUUAAUCCCCACAUUCUCCACCCCGAUCCCGGCCCUUUGUGCCGGCCACGCGUUGGACUGCUGACCGGGGUGCGAACAUACCGGAGCGCCUUUGUUUCCGAGCCUCAGCAGCACUAUAGGAUCUGCUGAGCUGGUCGCUGCAGCAGGACAACAGCAUCCAGCGGCCGCGCAGCUGCGCCGGGAGCGCGCCUCGUUCCUGCUGCAGUGUCAAAUGGACAUUACGCACUGACCCAGCCAGAGGCGAGGACGCGCAAUAGUAGGCGCGCUCCCAGACCGUCGGUAUAAAACUGAAGCGCCAGCUUCUCCGAAAGCUCUACGCGAGGCAGGCGGUAGGCGCGUAACACUCCCAGCUCUUCUAAUAAAGUGCCAAUCUAGGAGCAAAGAUGUACAGAACUACAAGAUCCCCCAUGAUGCAGCCGCUGGUCAACUCAGGAAUGGGCCUGGCUCCUUUCUUCAAGGUGACUGUGUUCGAGCAGGAGCAUUUCCAGGGAAAGUGUCUGGAGUUCACUUCUGAGUGCUGCAACAUCCAGGAGUGUGGACUGGACAACAUCCGCUCCAUCAGGGUGGAGAGCGGAGCCUGGGUGGGUUUCGAGCACCAUGACUUCCAGGGCCAGCAGUUCAUCCUGGAGAGAGGAGAGUACCCCCACUGGGACGCUUACAGUGGCUCCAUCUCCUACCACGUGGAGCGUCUCAUGUCUCUGCGCCCCAUCUACUGCGCCUCCCACCAGAGCAGCCGCAUGAUCAUCUUUGAGAGGGAGAACUUCAUGGGCCGCAGUGUGGAGAUCGGCGACGACUACCCCUCUCUGCAGGCCAUGGGCUGGAUGAUGCCCGAGGUUGGCUCCAUGCACGUGCAGUGCGGCGCCUUUGUGUGCUACCAGUUCCCUGGCUAUAGGGGCCAGCAGUACAUCAUGGAGUGCGAGAGGCAUAGUGGAGACUACCAGCACUGGAGGAACUGGGGCUCCCACUGUCAGACCCCCCAGAUCCAGUCCAUCAGACGCAUCCAGCACUGAGAGGAGGACAGGCUGAGACUGAGGCCACGGCCCACGGACAGCAGCUCCCCUCCACCCCCCAUCCCUUUACCCACAAUCCCCUCCUCUAUUUCCUCCUCUCUCUCUUCAAUCCUUUCCUUCCUCUUGACUUGAGACGCAAAACAGCCGCCCCAACCCGACAACACUACUGAUACACAGCCGCUGCCACAGAGUGUGAUAAGAGACAAUAUCGCACUGUUAAAGCACAGGGAAACACACACACACGCUGACAUAACUGACACUCAGCACAGUGUCUUUUUAUUUGGUUUAGAGGUGUCUAUGCACACAAACACACACCUGCGCUGUACUCUCACCUGAGCUCGGCGAUGAGAAUUCGAACGGAGGGGAGAUGAAGCUCCACCGUGUCCAGGAAAACCUCCCCGGCUGCACUCGCUCUGUGGUGCAGCUCAGAUGUGUUUUGUUGUUGUGUGUAGGAGGUUGAUCCACAGGUUGAUAACUAAUAAAGUCAUUUUCACUUCA